GCGAAUGUCUGGCGAUUGUGAUUGUGGAUAUCGUGCUGCAGAGAGAAUAACAUCUGAAACUGAAUUAACCAGAUCUGAGCCUUCCAAAACGACUUCUGAUGGGAACAGCUGUUUCUCGUAAAAAGGAGGAAGAUGGCGUCGCAUUGACAGAUGAUCCCGCUACUGGAUAUGGGGCGACGGAGGGACAGCCAGCCAGCAAAGAAGAACAUGAACAGACUCGGUUAUUUGACCUUGACCCCUGGUACUUUAAAGAGGUCAGAGAGUUGCUUUGGCUUGGUGGUCCACUGAUCGUGUGCAUGUUACUCCAGUUUGCUAUCACGCCAAUCAGUUUGAUGUUCUGUGGUCGGCUGACGAUAGUGGAGUUCAGCGCCGCGGCCUUAGCCAAUACCAUCAUACUCAUCACUGGCAUUUACAUCGGGAAUGGUCUCACCACGGCCUGUGAUACGUUAUUCUCUCAGACAUUUGGGGCAGGAAAUAAUAAAGAAAUAGGACUGGUGCUCCAGCGAGCGAUGUUGAUCAUGUUGUUGUGUUGUCUCCCAUGCUGGGCGCUUCAUCUGAACACGGAGUCCAUCUUAGUGUUGUUAGGGCAGGAGAGAGAGAUAUGUUGGUUGACUGGAAGAUAUCUCCGCGUGUUUCUUCCUGGGCUUCCGGCCAACUUUCUCUAUCAAGUUCUCGCAAAAUAUCUUCAAAACCAGAACGUGGUGGCACCCGUGAUCGUAGUUCUUUUUGUUGGUAACAUCACCAAUGCUUUAUCUCAUUAUUUGCUAGUUUUCCAAGCUGGCCUAGACCUGACGGGAUCAGCCCUGUCCCAGGUCAUCGCCCAGUACUCUCUCCUCAUCACCAUAUCUCUCUAUAUUUACAUUAGUGGCUUCUACAAAUCAACAUGGGACGGUUGGUCCGUGUUGGCCUUCACCGACUGGUGCAACUUCCUCAAAUACGCCAUUCCGGGCAUGGUGAUGGUGGUGCUCGACAGCCUGUGUUUUGAGAUUGGCACAUUUGCGUCUGGAGUCCUCGGCGAGGUUGUCCUUGGAGCGCAGACAACAAUAAACCAAAUAGAUGCUUUAUUUUACCAGUUUUUACAAGGUUUAGCUAUCGCUUGUAGUAUCCGCGUUGGGCAGCACCUUGGGGGCAACCACGCCUUCAACGCUCACAGGUCUGCUCGGACUUCCCUAGUGAUAGGAACCGUAGUGGGACUGGUAUCGUCCAUAUUCAUCGUCUCGUUUAGGGGCAUUCUGCCAGAAGCUUUCACGACAAAUGAUGAUAUUGUGCAUCUUUCGUCAAAGAUCCUGCCCAUUACCGCAGUAUUUCAACUUGCGAGUUCUUUCACGAGCAUCGGAAUGGGUGCUCUCCGUGGCUGUGGUCGGCAAACAGUAGGUGCCGCAAUGGGAUUCGUAUGCUUUUACGUAAUCGGCCUGCCCAUUGCAUUAUGUCUGAUGUUCUUCACCGUCAUCACCUUAGCAGGGUACUGGUGGGGAAUAGCGGUAGGCUUUAUAUGCGGAGCAGUAUUCAUCCUCCUGUAUCUCGAGAAGCAGACCGACUGGGACCAAGAAGCAAAACUGGCACGGGAAAGAGCAGGGGUGAACGGUACGAACGUGAUGGAAUAUACAACACAAGAAGUCGACUCCGCGCCCAUGGAGGAGGGAGAGGGGGAUAGCGAGACUGACGAUAAAACCAAGUUACAUAGACUUCCCAAGGAGCCCGUGAACUGGAGAAAGAUUAUCAUACUGCGGACAAUCAACAUCUUAAUGUGUGUGGCUGUCCUAGGGCUUAGCGUCUUCUCACAUUAUUCUGUGACUGAUGUUGCAGGAGGGUAUGGAACUAAUAUGACGUUACAUCAUCCAGGGACGAAUCACAGCACGUUUCAUGGCGAAUAAUAGAGAGCUUAUGAUGUUGGUCCGCGAGAAAGAAAACGACAAUGAGGUGGCAUUUUGGCCACGGAUUUCGCAGUGCCUACUUCCAGCGGUAUUGCCUCCGUAGCCUCAACCCAUACAACUGAAGCCAAUGGUUCUGUAUCUCGCGCGCCUCACUUUACGGUGCACCUCGCCCAAAUUUGACCCAAUUCUGCCGUAUGCAAUGUAUACUGUCUUUAGUAAAAAGACAGUGACACUGUCUUUAUCGUACAGUGUUAUAGAGGUUCUUCACGUGACGUUUUGACGGCCACCUGCCAAUGCAUUUCCUUUACGUGGUGACCACAUGUGACGGCCAAUAUGGCAGUGCAAAACAAUAAUAUUGGCAACGUCAUCAUGUGACGUCAGUGAAAAACCUCUGGACGGUAUAAAGCAGAAUACGGUGAACCCAAUUUUCGAUAUACAGACUUCACUUUCCAUGACUUCUGCGCUGCUAAUACACUGCAUUUACACUGUAAACUGCGGUUCACUAUAAAUCUAAAUGUUUUAGAAUUAUUCACUCAGAUGAUAUUUAACAGCUCGUGUAAAAUGAGUAAAUCAAAAGUAAAU
This is a messenger RNA of Lineus longissimus, 2456 nucleotides long. RefSeq names its product multidrug and toxin extrusion protein 1-like. Gene Ontology annotation, molecular function: antiporter activity; xenobiotic transmembrane transporter activity. The record is from RefSeq and is a predicted model, not a curated record. The coding region runs from base 99 to 1874 and encodes 591 amino acids. The transcript is spliced from 17 exons. Lineage: Eukaryota; Metazoa; Nemertea; Pilidiophora; Heteronemertea; Lineidae. Gene Ontology annotation, cellular component: membrane. Gene Ontology annotation, biological process: xenobiotic detoxification by transmembrane export across the plasma membrane.